This is a messenger RNA of Entamoeba dispar SAW760, 1347 nucleotides long. RefSeq lists its product as uncharacterized. The coding region runs from base 1 to 1347 and encodes 448 amino acids. The transcript has a single exon. The record is from RefSeq and is a predicted model, not a curated record. Lineage: Eukaryota; Evosea; Mastigamoebida; Endamoebidae.
AUGAGUAAGAUAGUGAUAUUAAUUUACUUAUCUUGUAUCAUUUCUUUUGCUUCAGCAGAGCUUUAUACCUUUGAUGACUUUGAAUUAUUUUCAGAAAUAGAAUAUCAAGUAGACAUUUCAAGUUAUUUUGAUGAAGAAAAAGAUGAAGAAGCUCUUGAUGCAUUUAUGAAUCUAUUUGAGGUAAGUGAUUUUAUGCUAGAAGAUGAAGGAUUCUUCGGUGAUUUGUGGAAUGGAGCUAAGAAGAUAGCAGGAGACGCUGUCAAUGCUGUCAAAGAAACAGCAAUAAAAGUAGUUGAAAAGGGAACCAAAUUUAUGGCAGAAAACGGAGAAAAAAUUUCAAAAGUACUUGACAAAGUGGGAGAUGUUGCCGGAUUUGUUGGAGACAAGAUUGUUGGUCCACUUUCUAAUGUGGCAGCAACUGUUGGACCAGCAUUUGGCCCAGUUGGAGUAACUAUUGCUGGAGGACUAAAAACAGCUGCAGGUGUUCUUAAAGGAGUCGAAGUUGGUGCACAUGCUGCUGCAGGUGCAACCAGAGCUGUUACAGAAUUCUCUAAAAAUUAUCAAAAUGGAGGUGGAACACCAGAAGAAAGAAUGAAACGAGCCGCUGGAAAGGCAUGGGAAAAAUUAAAAGAUGAAGGAAAGAAGUUCAUUGCAAAUGAAGCAGGUAAUUUAGCAGGAAAGGUUGCUGGUAAAUUUGGAGGAAAGUUAAUGUCUGGCGCAGGAAAGUUAAUUGAUAAAGGAUUAGGAAAAGCGUCUAAAUAUAUUGGAAAAGGUGCGUCUGAAUGGCUUGGCAAUAAGGCUAAAGAUUUUAUGCAAAAUAAAAUAGAAGAAGGUGUUGACAAAGUUAAAGAUAAAGUAACUAGUAAACUUGGAGAUGCUAUGGGAGUUGAUCCUUCUACUGGAGUACUCAGUAUUGAUAAAAUUAAAGAAAAAGUACAGAAAGGAAAAGAUAUGUAUAAAAAAGGAAAAGAUACAAUUAAUAAAGGGAAAAAAGUCCUUGGAUUAGAUAAGGACAAGAAAUCUAAAUCAAAUAAAUCUAAAUCAAAUAAAUCUAAAUCAAAUAAAUCUAAAUCAAAAAAAGUUAGUCCACAAAGUAAUUCUAAAAGAAAAUCAUCAACACCAAAAAGAAACACCAAAUCAAGAAAGUCAUCGACAUCAAAAAGAAAUACUAAACCAAAAAAAUUGUCAGUAUCAAAAAGAAAUAAUAAGUCAAAAAAGUCACCAACAUCCAAACGAAAUAAUAAACCAAAAAGAAGACAAACAACAAAAAGAAAUACCAGACCAAGACCCUCUCCAAAGAGAAGACAAACAAAUAAACAAAGUAGUUCACAAAAGAAGAAAAAAUAA